AUGGGCGCCGCCAACUCGUGUACGUGCUCGGAGACGAAGUACCGCUUCAAGGACUUCAUCGUCUCCGUCUACCCCGACAACAUCCACGGCGGCCCCGACGAGGAUGCGCUGGCGAAGUUGAACAAUUACAUCGCCAGUAACCCCGAGCGCAUCCCCCGCGUGUGCCGAAAGAUUGGCAAACUUCUUCUCAUCCACCUCGCAAGCAAGAAGGAAACGCGAGUCAUGGUGUCGGUGCUCAUGCUGCGCUCUCUCAUCGAGCACGCCGCCCGCGUGGUGGACUUUGUGCCUCACAGCGUAGAUAUUUGCGCUCUGCUGCUCUCAACAAGUAUCCCGCGCUACCACAUUGGUGCCGCGGAUGUGCUGAGCACGCUGUGUUAUCGGCUCAGCACUCAGCCCAACACGGACUCGGCACGUCGGCUGAUCGCCGACAACAAGGACCGCCUUGUGCCGCAGCUGCUGCAGAUGACGUCCGAUCACAUAGCGUCACGGAAGUGUGCAAACACGGUGCAGACGCGCUACGCCGCGAUCCUGGCACUCGGCAACAUCGCCAACUGCAUUCACACCGCCUUGGCCGGGAAUGCAGCGGUCAUCAUGCAGGCCAUGAUCGUCAAUCUGAUUCUUGUGCUGAGGGAGCGUGCGCAUAAGCCGCUGAGUGACGCAAGCGUGCAUCUCCUGGCGAAGCAGCACAACGGCGGCGCCGACGCAACGUCGGUGGCCAGCCCCAUCCUGAAACUGCCGGCGGAAGCGGAGGAGCAGGAUGUCACGUACGCGCUGGCCUGCAGCCAUGGCAUUGGUGCAACGGCAGCCUGCACCACUACGGCCGGUGUGGCGGGGUUGCUGAACCGCGUCACGGCGCUGCUAGAGACGCAAAAUGGCUGGGGCAUACCGCACGUGCCGUCGCUCGUAUUCCGCGACAUUGUGUCCGCCAUGCAGCGCCGCCCACAGCAGCUGGGCUUCCUCGUGUACCAGUGUCUGUGCGAUAUGGGGCAGUGUACGUCUGACCCGAGCGUGCGUAUUGGUGUGCUACGUUCGCUGCAGGCCUGCGUGGACGUGCUGCCUAUGACGGGCGGUCGCCCGGCGGUGGUGCUGGAUCACAUUGUGAGCGUUAUGCAGCCACCCAUGGCUGGUAGCACCACCGACGGGGCCGCCGCUGGGGACGAGGACGGCGUAGACAGCGCGUGUCUGGAGAAGGACACACACGACGCCGUCGUGACGCUAACCAGUCGGCUUCUUCGCUCUACCUACCUGCGACACAAUGGGUCGCAGCUGCAGAGUAUCCUUGUCUCGUUGUGGCACCUGCUCGAGGCAGCACAGAGCAGAGGCACACCGCAUCCAACGCUGGUGUUGCGGCUCCUUGUCGUGGCUGCGCCGUACCUGCGCUCUGUGCCGCUGGUGGACCGCAGAGACAUUCGUGUAACGGAUGGUCUUGAAUGCUACCUCAACGGCAGCGGCGGCGAUGUGCAGCGACACCUCGCCUCGCGCGUGCUGGCCGGCAUUCUCGCCGGCAUCCCGGCUCCGACGCACAGCGCGGUAGAAGGCGGCGGCGGCGGCGACAAAGUGAGUGUGGCGGAAGUUACGGCUGCGUUCGCGGCAGCGCCGUCCCCACCCACAGGCACGGGGGUGUUGUUCACGGCCGAGGAAGACGUUGCCUUCGCGCAGGAGUGGGUAAAGCGGGUGUCGAAGGAAACGGAGGGAGUCACGCCGCUGACGGUGGUGUCGGUGGCGAACGUGCUCUGUGCCCUCAUGGCAGGCUACGGAGUGAGUGGGCUGCCCUUCACGCUCAUGUUUCUCUGGGCGCUGCAGCAGCUCUGCGUGCGCGUAGAGCCGGCGAGUGCAGCGGCGCGGCAAGACGACACCGCCAGCGCGUCUACUGCAACGGUGACGACGAUGUCGGCGUCGAGGGCUGCCACGUCGCCCCUCACCCGCGCCUGGUUGCACAUGAUUGCGGCCUUGCUGGUCUGCUGUGGCCGCGUGUACGCGAUUCCGAAGCUGCAGGCGUAUGGGCAAGAGAUUCUGGAGAAGAGAGUCGCGGCUGGCCAGCUGGCGAGCUGCUUCGAGCCCGCUCUCCGCAUCUCCGGGCACGCGGCGGAUGUAUACACGGUCAGCGGACUGCGCUGCCACGCUUCAGAGAAGAGUCGCCCGCUCGCGACAGACUUCACGGAGGCGCCCGUUUCCAAACUGCCGUCGUUCAGCUACGUGUCGAACAUCAUUGCGGACGCGGAUUGGGCAGACGUCGCCGUCGUCUUCGGCGCCAGCGAUGAAGAAAAGUUGCACAUGGUCAUUGAAGAAGUGUGCUUCCAGCCAGACAGCGAGGUAAGCGUGAGCCUGUCCAGUCUCAUCGCCGCACGCAGCUCAUCCAUUCCCGCCGCCGACGCCAUGUCGCAGAGGUCGCUUCACUUCUCCCUGAGUGUGCAGGAUGAGGCCAAGGUAAGCACACUGCGCUCUCUGCGCAUCUCCGUGGUGGACAACAGCAUCCUGCGUGCACAGGACAGCCGUGGAGCGGUGCCACUGAGCGCCGCUGCGAUCACCACAGCCAAGAAGGUGCAGGAGAUCGCCGAGCACUACAACGUGAGCGCUGCGACGCAGGUGCUGCCGCCGGAGACGACGGCCGCGCUUCCCCCACUGCCGAUGUUGCCGCUGCACAGAGACGACGAGGACACGUCGGGGGGUAUGAGCGAGUCCAGCGAGUUCGCGUCGGAGGUGCGCGGGAAGGCGAUGUCACCGCCGUUGUACGUGGCCGGGUGCACCGCAGACAGCCGCUCCCGCAGCGGUGCCGGCACGGAGAGCGCGGCGUUUGUGAACCCGCUCAAUGUGGACGUUGGCAUCCAAGCAGCUCGCAAAGCACAGAGGGCGCUGUCGAUUCGGGCCCUGCCGGCAGCUCGCUACGUGUCCAUGGUGUAG
Messenger RNA from Leishmania major strain Friedlin, 2901 nucleotides. RefSeq lists its product as hypothetical. Bases 1 to 2901 code for a protein of 966 amino acids. The transcript has a single exon. The record is from RefSeq and is a predicted model, not a curated record. NCBI's taxonomy places the organism in Eukaryota, Euglenozoa, Kinetoplastea, Trypanosomatida, Trypanosomatidae.